AAGCUCACAUCGGUAGUAGCUGUAUACAACAUACAGUUACGAUUAUUGCAGUAAAAAUAUGAUAUUUGGCAACAUCGUCUGUAAAAUAUAGCACCAAGAUGCGUAAAAAGCUGUAUAUAUUUCUUCUCUUUCUAUUAAUCAUAUCGACUAAUAUUGUUCUUGGUAACGGCGCUAAUAAGGCAAAGAUAGCAAAACUCGGCCAAACCAAACACAACAGCGUCAGAUCAAAUGGUGACCGUAUAAAAAGGUCACUUUAUGAUGAGGACGAGAGGAAACUGAAGAAACCUAGUGGGGGACAGAAAUAUAUUCAUGACUACAAGACUACGGCAGACUAUGAUAACAAACUCACAAAAGGAUUGCCAUUUGGAGCAAAUAGAGUUAAGCGCUUUGACACUAUUCAAGAUAAAGUAUAUGAUAUUGAAAAUUCAGGAGAUUUCAAUAGUAAUCCUGUAUUUCUUAAUAAGUACUGUAGCAACUGUUUUCCAACAAAUGAUAGAUAUGAUGAAUUAACUGAAAAUAUAAAGCAUAGAAGAGAAGAUAUUGAGGAGCCGUUUUGGGGCAACCGUGGUAGGCGCAGUAACGAAGAAGUUGAAGACUUGUCCCCGGGUCCUUUCUGGGGAAAUAGAGGAAAAAAACAAGAAGACGAUCCGUUUUGGGGUACAAGAGGUCGAAGACAAGAUGAUUCCCCUUUCUGGGGUAAUAGAGGUAGACGGGACGACGAACCAUUUUGGGGUAAUAGAGGUAGGCGCCAAGAUAUUCCUUUUUGGGGUAACCGUGGAAGACGUGACGUUGUUGAACCUUUCUGGGGUAAUCGUGGGAGGAGAGAAGAAAGCGAACCAUUUUGGGGUAAUAGAGGUCGAAGAAAGGAAUCUGAACCAUUUUGGGGCAGCCGUGGAAGGAGACAAGAAUCUGAACCAUUUUGGGCUAAUCGCGGCAGAAGAGAUUCCGAUAUUUUUUGGGCCAGUCGGGGUAGAAGAAAACAAGAUUUGGGACAGUCACUAUUGGACGCCAUUGACGAUGUACAAGGUAAUAUAGAAAAUCUAUCGCGGUUGAAAGACUCACAAACUUCUUUUUGGGCCAAUAAGUCGCGAGAUAGAAAGUUAAAAAGCAUAUUUACCGGAACGGCAUCUCGUCUACCACAUUUACCGAGUAUGUACAAUACAGGGAUAGCAAACAAUUUGAAAGGUUCAGAGCCUGGUACGGUGCAUGAUAAUCAAAUGUAUGCAGAAGAGCCACAUUACAUCAUAGUUGAGAGAAGUAGUCGUUCUUCCGCCGAGGAUGAUCCAUAUUUUAUCUCAAGAGGUAAAAAAUAUUCUAUCAACUAUGACUUGUCUCAAAUUGCAAGGGAUAGACGUGGUGCGAUCGAAGAAAUAGUUAAAUCAGUCCGAAAUGACCCUUACUACAUAGCUAGAGGCAAAAAAGACGUAGAAAACGUUAAAAUAGCAAAUUAUACAAAGUUACAAGACGAAUUACAAAAAGCGAAGGAAUUAAUCUGCUCUACCAUUGAAUUAUUAUCGAUAAAAAAUAACGGAAAUAAAACCAAGAGAACCUUGGACGAUAACGACAGAGACAGACGGACAAUUUUGAAAAAAUUGGCGGCUCAGCUGCAAAUUGACCCGUAUUUCGUGAGCAGGGGGAAAAAGUCAGACGAAUCCAACAACAUCGACGACCAUUUGGAGGAUUUUAUCAAUGAAAUUUCUACACAAUGCAAUUAAAACCUAACCGAAUUGUGAACAUAAGUUUACCGCCAAUAUUUAAUCGGUGUUUAAUAUAAAAGUAUAGUGAUAUUGACAAUGUACUAUUUAUUAUAUUUUUAAUAGAUUAUAAUGUUUAUAUGUA
Molecule: messenger RNA, 1839 nt
Organism: Achroia grisella
Lineage: Eukaryota; Metazoa; Arthropoda; Insecta; Lepidoptera; Pyralidae
Exons: 2
Coding region: 99-1715 (538 amino acids)
Source: RefSeq, a predicted model, not a curated record